GUUUCUCUUUCUUCCUUCUCCGAUGUUCUCUUCAUCCCUCUCCCUCUCUUUCUUCAUUCCUCUCCGGCCAACACAGCAAUAUCCUUGCCAAAAGACUUUGUGGUUUAUGGGUUUUCCUCAGCGAAUGGUAUCAUUAUCCAUACAGGAGAGGUCGUCGUGGAUUGCCCAAACAAGGACUGCCACCAUCUCUUAAUACCCUCAGUACCCAUGGUAAUGAAACCAUCUAACCCUCUUUAUACGAAUUCAGUUCUAGAUUUUAGAAUCUCUCUCUCUCCUCCCUCAUUUUCCUUUUUUGAUUAGGAUCUGGAUUGCCAAACCCAGAUUGAACCUAGACUGGGUUUUGAACUUUGUGUGUGGUAUGGAGAACCCAGAUUAGCUACUGUAGUCUGCAUAUAGGAAUCAAUCAAACCCAGAUCUGGAUUGCAAACCUUGCAUGGAAUCAAUUGAAGCCUUCAAGGACAGACUGCAAGGCUCGAUUGUUAUAGCUGACUUAGGUCUCGAUCUGCCACGAAAUCCAAAUAUCCAUUCAGAGAAGAUAAAGAUUAGUUUUGGAUUGUAGGUUAAGGAUCUCUGGGAUUUGUGAAUAUUUAAGAAUAUGGUUUUUCAAUUUUUGUUCUCGUGGAAAUUCUUUGAUUUGGUAUGUGUGAACUAUCAAUUUUGAUGGUUUAGUGAUGCUGAGAACUAGAAAUAUGAAGAAAUUGGUUUUUCUAAGAUUGUGAUUCUAGUAAAAUUGUUGAGUUUUA
This is a messenger RNA of Rubroshorea leprosula, 743 nucleotides long. The record is from the annotation of a GenBank genome assembly. NCBI's taxonomy places the organism in Eukaryota, Viridiplantae, Streptophyta, Magnoliopsida, Malvales, Dipterocarpaceae.